Molecule: messenger RNA, 5625 nt
Organism: Osmia bicornis bicornis
Lineage: Eukaryota; Metazoa; Arthropoda; Insecta; Hymenoptera; Megachilidae
Product: mucin-4
Exons: 11
Coding region: 641-4945 (1434 amino acids)
Biological process (GO): protein dephosphorylation
Molecular function (GO): protein tyrosine phosphatase activity
Source: RefSeq, a predicted model, not a curated record
UACAACCAGUCUCGCGCCGAGCGUCGUUCAGUGUGUAUCGUUCCAGAAGGUGAUUUGUGUACAUCGAAUCAGUGAGUUAAUAAUUUCCGCGAACUCGAAACGAACUAUCGUGUGUGCGUGACAGACGUGUGACAUUUCUUGCGCGGAGAGAGCGAAAAUACAGGAUUAAUUUAUUUGCAUCUAACGAUCAGGAACAAUUUAAGAUGGAGUAAAGGAAGGACAUUUGUUUCGUAGAUCGCAACGGAAGUCGUCGGUGAGAGUAAGGUCCGUGUAAAAGUGGCAGGAACACGCGUCGCCAUGGGUACCGAGUGUUGUGGCCUGCGGGUGUAGUGCGAACCCCGUAAUCGUGGGUAAGAGACGGACGAAACGAGAAAAAAAAACGGGAGAGAAAGGGCAGAAGAGAGAGAGAGAGAGAGAGAGAGGGGAGAGUGAAAGGAGCAGGAAGAAGAGGAACGUAGAACGCGUGGACAAGCGGGAUCGGCUAAACUUUGAAAGACUGCUCUUCUGUGGCUGACGACAAGGAUAAGGGUAGCAGAGGAAGAGAGAAAGAAUAAUGCGGACUCGUUGCUUCCGCUUUGAUCAACAGGACGUUCGGAUCUGCUCGUAAUUCUGCGAGGAGAUCUAACGAACGAACGGUGAGAUGACUCGAAGGAGAAGAGUGGCUUUCGGGUUAAGAGUAUGCACAGGUGUACUCCUGUUGCUCUUCAGCACCGUAACUGCAGACACGACGAAAGGGCCACCGACGAGCCCAGAUAAAUUAUUCUCUAUCAAUGCGUCCCUAACAGUACCCCAAAAGAACAAAACGAUUCUAACAGAAUUCGUUUCCACCGAAGACAAAAAUGAAGCCAUUAAUUCGAAUCGAAAGAAUAUCGAAACGAUACACGGCGAACUUACUAAAGAUGCCAAAGCAGAAGACGAAGAGAAAGUGCCAAUGCCGAUCGACGAGGAGUCUGAGGUGCAGGAAAUUAGGUCGCCCGAUGAACUGGACAGGUUAUCGACCGCGAAUUCGACUGGAGGAUCGAAGUUGGGGGAGAUCCACUAUGAGACUUCCGGAAAGAGUUCGAGCACGAAGACCGUCACUGAAGACUUCGUCAGACUAUCGAGAACAAACAGUUUAACUACAGUAACCGCGAAACCCGUGUCAGAAGAUGAGAAAAAGAAUAAAACGACGUCUGAGGAUGAUGUCAAACAGUCGAACAAAACUUCACCUUUGGCAGAUGAUAUGAAAGGUAAAAUUUCAAAAGAAUCUGCUUUGAAUUUGGAAACGGUUGAAUCAAACAUCGAGAAAGUUCAUUCGGAGCAGUUUCAAGAAAGGAGAAAAAAGGCUGAGCAUUUUAGUUCAACGAAGAACUCUGAAGUUCCGGAUUUGAAAGAAGCUGACGAGAAUAAAGAGGAGGGAUCUAUCUCGUUAAUCAACGACACGUACGUCAACUACAGCCCCUAUUACAAAACGUCGACGGAGAAGAACCUUGACUCAGGAAACCAGUCGAGGGCCUUUGAGAACGCGACCAACACCGAGGGUGGUGCAGUGACUCACGAGUCCCAAGAUCCCAAGGAGGAGGUGGAGGUUGUGGGAAACGUGACUCAGCCAGUGAUUCAAAGACUCGUGGAACAGCAGUCCCAAAGUUCGACGCUGAAGGACGUCAGCCCCGGUGAGAAUGAAUUGAGUCAGAGAUCGAAUCAGGACGAGGACUCUUCUCGUCAUUCCACGAAGGUCACCGAAGCAAUCGAGCAACAAGAACUAAUCAGCGAGAGGAAUCAGCAGAAAUUAGUGCAGAUUACGACUGAAAGAACGAAUCAUGAAGAGACGACCCUUCAGGCACCUUCUAGUCCCGUUCCUAGGGGAAGAACUAUCGCUUUCUCGGGAGUCAAUGAAUUUCCCAAUUCGGAGACGAAGCCUACAACAUCUUUAAGAUUGGAUACUUUGUUCUCGAAGAACAUCAGCACUGAUAAACCUUAUCCUUACGUGAAGUCAUCCAUCAUUGAACCGCUUCAUAAUUCUAGCAAUCAGCUGGACAUCACCACCGAGGAGGUGUCUGCCCUGCAGAAUACCAUUGGUAGAGGGGGAUCAGAUGAGAAGUUUAUCGUUACCGAAGCGUCGGAUGUUUUGGAAAACAGCAUUCAACAGUUCAAACCGACCUACUACGAGAAACCCAACAACGAAUCUUCAAGCACGGAAGCACGUUCGUCCAUACCGGUAACGACUCAGACCUCGGUGACGCUGAAAGAAGCCAAUCCGACCAAUAAGACUGUCGUCAAAUCAAUGGACCAGAAGGAGAUCGCAAAGUCCGAGGAAAAGGUGAAAAACGCGGGAAAUAACGUUCCUCGGUGGAGCGAAGGCCACGAAGCGAAGGAGAGCUUCGAUGUGACCGGCAACCGCAUCACGGAAGUCAGCCUAAAGCCGGAAAACGUCGAUAAGCGGACUUACCAGUCUCUGACAACGGAAUCUACCGCGGACCCGCAGACGGAGCUCGGAGUACUUUCGAACGUCGACGUGCAGACGAAUGCCGAGGGGUCUAUGCUGACUCGCUCGAGCCUCAAUGCCACGGAACUUUCUACCGAGUACCCGUUGAUCAAAGGGAAUUUUUCAGAGAAGUCGUCAGUUUCCCUCUCCCCUUCGGACACUACCACCAUCAGAAUAACCGAGAGCGCUACUAUGCUGCCCCCCACCACAGCUGCUGACACCGAGGAAACGUCUGCAGGGAACGUCACUGAGCCUCCUGGACUUCCUGACACCAGUGGAACGAACGAAAUCCCUUCCGAGGCAAGUGGCACUUCCAGCCAGGAAGAAAUUUUUGUACCCACCACCACCAGCGUCGAAUACGAGUUUGUUGGCCUUUCCGAAUCUACCACUUUUCUCAGCAGAAACGUAACCGAGGAAACUUCAGAGGGACAUGGGGCACACAGUGAAAUUUCCACGAUCCUGCCGUCGUUCACGAAAAAUUCUUCGAAUGAUUUUUCUACAAUAACUGGCGAAAUGACUACAGAUAACCCUUUAUCCACUGAUGAGAUCGAAGUGACUAGUACUGAUGAUAGAGUUUCUAGCGUCCCAAUGACUGACCCAACUGUUGUUGCAACUACAUUGCCUAAUUUGACGACACAGUCCGAUGAUUUUACCACUGACUCGGGGGUUAUUGAAACCGAUCAGACUUCUACUAGGAGGGAGGAGGAAGUUCAGAAGACGAUUAGUGUUACAGAGUCUUGGUUUACUAGUGAUAGGGACACUACAAUUAAAAUAGAAUAUACAACUUUACCGGAUUCUAAAGACGCUAAUUUGGUGUUGAAUAUUACGGAAACCUCUGCGGAAUUCACGACGAUGUCGGACAUUAGCUCGACAGAUACUACUCGAGUGACUACUCCGAUCCCUUUUGUCCCGAGUCUGCAACCUAAGAUCCCCAUAUCGAGUACCGUAGCUCCUCCAGCUGUUUCCGACAUACCGAUUAGGGUGACAGACGACACGAAGGUGGCGCCCACUCAAGUAGAGGUUACCUCUCUGGUCCGCAUUGUUAUGGAAGGCAGCCUAUACGACGUGUGUCUCAAGAAGAAGGAGCUGAAGUCGGCCCUUGCGGAAAUUUUAAAUACUGGCAUGAACAAGUCGAUAUCUGACGAGCAAAUUAUCAUUCAUCAAGAUCCAUGCCAGGAAUCUCCGACUUCGACUCCAACAACAUCGGACAUGACAUCAAUACACGUUUACGUCGUUGACAAAGAUGGAAAAUUGGAUACUGCUAUGACUAACAUUUUGCCGACCUUGUACAAAAGUUCUCAUGUGAAGUUUCCAAUUACAAUACACAGCUUUCUUCUGGUACAGGGAACAAUUCCGGACUCCGGAAACGCGAUAGCGGUCGUCGUGGUCUCCUCGAUUGCCUUCAUUUGUCUGGUUCUACUGGCUGGUCUUCUGUUUAUAAUGAGGAAGAGGCAAACGAGGUUCAACUACGGCGAACGAUGUCGUCCAGUGUCUUUGGACGCUUAUAGUCUUGACAGUGUCUCUGCAUAUAACAGCGUUAGACGAAAAGGUGUGGCACGCUCGUCGAAAAGAAGCUAUGGGAAUCCUACCUUCGAAGAUUCGAGCGCGAUACCGUCCCAUCCCUUGAAUUUCGCCGGGCUUUCAUCUUUCUGUAACGACGUUAAUGCAAUCAGCGAAGAAUUCUCCAACAUUCCGCAAGUUUCGGCGAAGAUAGACGAGAUGCCAACCGGCGCGGAAGUGAAGAACCGAUACGCGAACGUGAUACCACUUCCGGAGACUAGGGUGCCUUUGCAAAAAAUCAACAACGAUCCCCUUUCGGAAUACAUCAACGCUAGUUACGUUAGGGGACCAAAGAAUGCUACGAGAUAUUACAUCGCUUGUCAAGCACCAAUGGACUCGACCGUCACUGACUUCUGGAGGAUGAUCUGGGAACAACAGUCCAAAGUGAUUAUAAUGUUAACCGAUCUCGUUGAAAACGGGGUAGAAAAGUGUACUGAAUACAUUCCGCCCUCGGAAAUAACCGACUGCCACCGGUUGUACGGCGACUUCCAAGUUACUCUGAAGAAGAGGGAAACCAAAGAGAAAUAUGCCAUUUCUACACUUCAUUUAAAAAAUUUGGAGAACAACACGUUCCGAGAAGUGUACCAUAUUUGGUAUUUGUGGCCUGUCAAUGGGGCGCAAUCAGAUGGAGCCGGGUUAAUAGCUGUGCUUCUCGAAGCAAGAGCACUCCAAAGAGGUGGCCCUGGACCCAUUGUGGUCCAUUGUAGUCCCGGUACUGGACGCACCGGAACGUUAAUAGCUCUUGACCUAGGAAUUAGACAAUAUGAGAUUACGAGGACUGUGGAUGUGCCAAGGGUCGUUUACACUAUCAGACGAGACCGCGCUGGAGCUGUCCAGACGAAAGAACAAUACGCUUUCGUUUACAAGGCAUUACAUUUGUACGCGACCAAACUUGCCGGCGGUAUAUUAGAAUCAACAUGAACGACUGCAGAUUAAAAGGACAUCUAGCGAUAAGUCCUAACAGAAACCUACUGUAUCCAUAAAGGGUAUUCAUACCAGCGAAGAUGACGAAGAAAUGCGAGAUUAUGAGAGAUACAAGAUGCCAACAAUAUUUGGAUAAAGAAAUAAUGAUAAUUGAGCGAUGGAAGUUGAUUUGUGAUACGCGGACCAUAGCGACGAACAAAUUUCGCUUUGAUUCUUUGCUUAGCCCUCUCGAUAUUUGAACAUUUCAUUAAGAAAUACGAAACCUACGUUACCAUCUGUUUUGUCCCUUUUUUUGUCGUUAUCAGUGUUACUAUCAAUUAAUAUAGUUUUUUUUAAUUUUUUAUCUGAAUCUUACAGUUUUCGAUAUACAGUAAACUCUUGCUAUAUUGCCACUCUUUAUAUUGCUGGUUGGACGAAUUCUCAUUCACACAAGCUAGUGAUGCUUUUCCACUAUUGUAGCAGAUAGAAAUAAUUCACACAUGAACGGACCUGUCUAUAUUGCCAAUUCCAAAAAUUUUCCGCCCCUACGGGCUAUAUAGCAAGAGUUUAUUGUAAUUCUAAACGUUUCAUAAAUAUGGUAUUUUACUUAGAAUUUAACACAAACAUAUUUAAAUUAUUAUGUUUAAAAUUUACAAGAUGAAUUCAUUAUACAUAAAAUUAUAUAACAACUUAUGAGC